ACAGACGGCCAGUGAAACGUCAUUCCUAUUUCGCUUGUGUGUUGUAGAUUAUUUUGUAAUUAUUACUAGAAUUUGGACUACUUCCGAUAAAAUUUUAUAGAACACUAUCAAAAGUGUAUGCUAAAAAUAUUCAUAUUUGUGCCUGUAAAGAUUUCGUGUAUGCCCAUUAUGUGAGUACUUUCUCUUUUUGUGGCUGACUGAUUGUGUUGCGACAUCAAGAUGGAUUUUAGCAGUUUUACGGACGAUAUAUUCGCACCUACGAAUUCAUCCAACGGUACAGACGAAGGCUGCAUGAUCAUAAAUUCGACAUCAAAGAUUUUAUUCUUCGGUUACAACGGGAUUCCUCAAACGCUGAUUCUCAACUUGAUUUCAUGGUCAUGUUUGAUAUUGUUGUUCUCCGUUUUACGCCGAACCGCCUGGAACUAUGGGCGGAUGGCGCUCGUGCAGCGGACAAAGAGUCGGUGGACCAACUUGUUCUACCGCGGCGGGGACGGCGACGCGCUCGUGCGGCGGAGGAGCGCCGACGAGUCCGCGAGCAUAGACGAGGGCUUUUUCACAUGGCUCCCGGCCGUCUUCAGGCUGACGCGCGAGCAAGUGCUCGCCAAGUGCGGGCCUGAUGCAGUCCAUUACCUCUCAUUCCAGAGGCAUGCCAUCACGCUCAUGUUUAUCAUCACCAUCAUAUCCAUUGGAAUCAUCUUGCCUAUAAAUUUUACGGGCAAUCUCCAAGGAGACAUGGGCUUCAGUAAAACGACUCUCAGUAACCUGAAUGGGAGAUCUUAUUGGCUUUGGGUGCAUACUUUAAUAAGCAUAGCAUUUCUACCUAUGUCAGUGUUGAUUAUGAGGAGAUGCACCGGGCGAAAACCUGUGCCCACAUCAUUGACGGGCACUAUAAUGAUCACCAACAUAGCAAGGGCUGAUCGAAAUGAAUCUACGAUUAGAGCCUACUUUGCUCAUAAUUUCCCACAUAUUCAAAUAGUUGACCUUCGCCUUGCUUAUAACAUCAACAAGCUGAAUGAAGUUCAAGAAAAGAAGGAUAUGGUGACAGAAGCUCUGGUGUAUAGUGACCAAUACUUCAAGAAGACAGGAAAACGCAUCACUGUCCGGACGGGCCUCUGUGGGCCACAUGUAGAUGCACUGGAGUUUUAUACAAAUGAAGAGAAGAGACUGAAAGAUGAAGCUAAACGAUGCCGCGCCAUGGUACUUAAUGAUCCUCUGGGUAUUGCCUUUUUAACCUUGCCAUCAUACCAGUUAGCUGAACAUGUUAUCAAUAACUUUAGCUUGCACCGAGGUUGGGUUCUAUCACAUGCUACUAACCCAGCAGAUAUCAUUUGGGAGAAUUUAAGUGUACAACCUGGUGUCUGGUACAUCAAGGCUAUCUUUGUUAAUCUGUUCUUAUUCCUUGUACUAUUCUUCCUUACAACUCCAGCAAUUAUAGUAAAUCUGUUCAACACUCUAUUUGUGAAAUUGGACACACAAAAAGGGAGCAGUGUGGUCUUUGAAUUCCUGCCAACCCUAUUGCUUUGGACCAUGGCUGCUGUGAUGCCAGCUAUAGUAGCUUUUUCUGAUAAGUUUCUGUCUCACUGGACAAAGUCCCAGCAAAAUUACUCUAUUAUGACAAAAACUGUUUCUUUCUUAUUGUUGAUGACCCUGAUCCUGCCUUCCUUGGGUCUGGCUAGUGCAGAAGCAUUUGUUAGGUGGACUUUGCAUCAUGAAAAUGAUACGAUGCGGUGGGACUGCGUCUUUCUUGCCGACAAGGGCGCCUUCUUCAUAAAUUAUGUCAUCACCUCGGGUUUUAUCGGUACCGCGUUGGAACUGAUACGCUUUCCGGAGCUCUUUCUGUACGUUUGGUAUCUUCUUCAUUCAAAGUCGAAGGCCGAAAAGAGUUACGUGAAGAAGGCUAUACUCUACGAGUUCCCGUUCGGCGUCCACUAUGCAUGGAGCCUCGCAAUAUUCUCGAUUUCGAUGGUUUACAGUCUAGCUUGUCCCUUGAUUGCGCCUUUCGGCCUGAUCUACAUGGUAUUGAAGCACAUCGGUGACAAACAUAACUUGUACUUCGCCUAUGGGCCUAGUGAUAUGAGCGGGGUGGGCGGAGGCAGGAUUCAUUCGACGGCCGUGAGACUGAUUCGCAUCUCUGUGUUGUUGCUGCUAAUUAACAUGGCAGCCUGGGCGGGAUUGCGGGCAGGUUUCGAGGCUAGGACGAUCAUUUUGGUGAUGGCUUCUAUUGUAGCAUUCGGAACUUUCUUGCUUCUGAGUCCGUUCCCAAGUUGCACUCCUCCCGCGCCGCUGCAGGAGGAGUCCACUGUUAGGUUCCCCGAAUAUGUCGCCCCGGCGCUAACAAAACCCCUUGACUCCCCAAUGAGUACCCCUACCACACCUGACUAUGGCGCAUCCUCUCCUACAACCAUCCAAUCCUACAGUCCGGACCCGAUAAACAUUUAAACUAUGAUUCCUUCGGAAUUAGGAUCCUACACUGACGCGUCUGCAGCUUAGUACAAAAUUAGUACUAAUCUGCAUUUCGGGAAUUAUAAUACCUGAUCUAUCGAUAAACGACAUUCACUGAUAAGGUUUUGUUUGUUAUUUUAUUAUGUUAAUGGAAAUGUGUAAAUAUUGCAAUAUUUUUAUAUAUUUAUGAUAGGGAUUUAUUGUCGCUAUAAUCCUUCAUAUUUAAUGUGCAAAAGACGACAGCUAUAAAUAUAACUGCGCGCAUGCAAUAUGAAAGAUCUCUUCUAUAUUUUUUAUCUCGUAAAUAUUUUAAUAUAUUAUUUCAUUUAAGUAUCGAUUUAGUUUAGUGUUUGCCGAUUUUAACGCCUUUUUAUUAAUUUAUUUUAUUCCGUCGUAAUAAAAUUUAUUUAUCAUAAUAAUUUAAUAAUGUAUUAUGUCAAACAUCGAUGUGUAUUUUGAUCUUUUUGAUAAAUUUUUUAAAAUAAAACAAUACACGAUAACAUAAUGUUAAUGGCACCUUAAUUUUUAGUUUAUCGCGUGAUAAUUGAUUAGUCAUUAUUAAUAUUAAUAUCAUUGAUAUGAUGUGUAGUCCACACAGCACAUGUCGAAGUGUGUGAUGUAAAUGAAUGAAUAAAUGUUCUUAUUUUCUAUACAAACUUUUAAUUACCUUUAACAUAGUGACACAAGAAGUAGUUAGUGUAGGUCAUCAACUACUUACAUUAUCACCUGACUACAAACUAGGGUGGACUGUAAAAUGCCUAUUAAUUAUGUAUUUGUAGAUCACGUUUAUAGUGAAGGAAAAAUUAGAUAAUGUAAAAUACCUAAGUAUAAUCUGUAAACGUGGUGUACCGCACUUCAUUACACGCACGUGUGUGACAUACUGAAGACCGUUAUUGAAGACUUAACCGCGAAGUGUAAAACAAUACUUAUUCUCCAAUAACGUUGAUUUUCAAAUGUUUGAUGACCGCAAUUCACCGUACUAUCAGUUUGUUAUGAGUACUUAUGAUAGGUACAAAUAAAUACGCUAUGUGGGACGGGCAGGGCAUAAGUACCUACCUAGUUAAAAUUAAUUACUAUUAAGAAUGCCUUCAUUAUCUUGCCUAAUUAAUGAACAAGGAAACAAUGUAUUUUAAUAUAAAUACUAACAAUGUAAACGACAAUCUGAAAAAUUAACGAAUUAGUAUGUAGAUUUAAAAUUAAUUGGGUAAUUUAUUAGGAUAGGACCACCAUGCCGUUAAUAAAAGCACGUAAUUUCGUUAUUGUAAUAUCUGAUCAAGAAGUAGGUACUUUCUAAUCGAUCUAACUAAAAGAAGUUUUGCUGAACAUUCUGCACGCUUCUCUUAUCAAAUAACUUUAUAUUCACCAGAUAAAAUAAUUCUUUUAUGUUGGUUUGAAACGUUUUUUUCAGCUUUUUAUCUGAACGUAUAGGGAAAACCAUAUUAAGUCAUUAGCGAGCGAAGAUUUCUUUAGUCCGUCCUUGCUUUUACAUGUUGUUUGUCCCUAUUAUGAGUGAGUAGAACUCGAAGUUCAUGCAUUCCCGCAUCCGUUUCAUUUGUUAGAUCAAUUGUCAUCUCAUUAUCACAAAACUAUGGCUUUAAGUAGCCACAUGUAUCGUGAAUCAACGCGUGUUUAUUAGCACUUAUAGUGACAUCAUCAUUCCGUUCACAACUAAAUCGUGUUGAAUUGAACCACCUGCUUAAAUAAGCUGGUCUGCCAUCUUUUUCUCUUCAGGUUGGUUAGUGGUUUGCUGAAGGGCUGUGUGUGCGUGACAUCAAGAGGAGGCUAGUUUUUAUGAUUCACGUCUUUUGCUUGCCCUUUAAUGUAAAUGUAUUACCUAAUUAAUGUAUAAUAUCUCACUGGUUGACCAUGUUUGUAUUGAAUGUCAAGUGACUCUUAACAAUAACAAACAUGCCACAUACGUAGUUAGUCCGUUAUUCUUGUAUUCUUCCAAUGCAAUUCUCUGUGGACGAUAUGCUUGUUCACACUGCGGAUUUAAGUACGUUUGUUGUUUUCAAUUUGUGGUUAAGGAAAGUGCAAUAGAAUCUAAUUUACACAAGUUUGAGAUACCUACACACUUACACAGAGCCACUAUUAGAGCUUUGCGAUUUUAUAUCAUUUUUGAAGAUUUAGCUACAUAGAAAUAGAUCAAUCAGACUUGUAAUAAAUAAGUUCUAUUGUGCAUACCUAGAACACUGCUUCUCGUUUCUAAAUCACCCUUAUCAUUAUACCAACUGUAUUUCUACAAUAUCGCUUGAACGUUGACUGGUAGAGUACGUAACGCCUUUUGUACCUGUUUUUGUGCAAUAUGAAGAGGGCAUAAACCUCUAUUUGAUUUCAUUCCAUUUACUUAUUUAUUUUAAUUUUGUGUUGUGUGGAUAAUUGUAUUCUGUAAAUUAGUUUUAGCGUAAUUGAUGUAUUAACAAACCGGUUUUCUUAAAUUUAUGUAAGGUCGACAGCACAUCAGUAUAAAACAUUUUUGUGGCUAAAUGAUUGGUAUCAUACAAGUAUUUACAUAAGAUGUUGUCACAGAGUCUACCUUGAUGUGUGGUUGUCCGUAACUUUACUAUGUUAGUAGUUAAAAUGUGUUGGCAACGACUUUAGUUUCUGUUGAAUUUUAUGUGACGUUAUCGAUUGAUUUUGUAGUAGUAGACUAUCUAAAUCAAAGUUUAGGGACCACAAGUGAGUAAGUGACAAAAACAUUUAAUGAAGUUCAUUCAACUUGUGUUUUGAUUGAUAAUAAUAAACUAUCUGUAAACGCAAUAUCUCUAGCGUUGAGAUAAUAUCUCGUCGAACUUAUAAACAAUUGAAAAUCAUAAUUUACUCUUUAGUUUUCUUUUGUCGGCAGCUAGAAUACAAGUUACCUACAACUAUUUCGGCCUGAGUUUCCCUAUUUGUGUUACUACCUCAUUAUCGGAUCGUAAAAAAUGACGUAUUGAUAACUGAAAGUGAUUGUGACGAGUCUUGAAAGGAUCGUAGUAUUUUUCAAGACGCUGUAGAUUUGCGAUUCGAGGAACCGGGGAUAGGAGAUCACAAAUUCAAUUUCAUGAUCGCUUCGGUAGCUUUAUAAAGAAUUUUAAUUUAUCAAAAAAGCUCCAUAAAGUAGAGCGUUUCUUGCUCUACCUCAAGCUCAACCCAGUGCUUAUUCAGUGCUGCUUUAAUUCAGAAAAAAAGUAAGUCCAACGCGGGUGUUAUAAAAUUAAUAGCCUGAAACUGUAUUUACUGUCCAUUUAGUGCAAUUUUUCUGUGGGUGCGAGUUCAUUCUGUGAUUAAUUCACUGUUAUUCUUCAGAAUUGAUAAAAUAAUUACUUAUAAAUUCGCAGUUUAACACUUUGCGUCACUGAGUAAAUUCAUUCUAACUUCAUAUUCAUGAUGUGAAACGAUAAAAAGAGUGAAUUUAUCAACUUCUUAUGUAAUAUGAAACUAUUCUUUGAUCCUCACAGCAA
Molecule: messenger RNA, 5885 nt
Organism: Ostrinia furnacalis (Asian corn borer)
Lineage: Eukaryota; Metazoa; Arthropoda; Insecta; Lepidoptera; Crambidae
Gene: Tmem63
Product: transmembrane protein 63
Exons: 3
Coding region: 220-2439 (739 amino acids)
Cellular component (GO): plasma membrane
Molecular function (GO): calcium-activated cation channel activity
Source: RefSeq, a predicted model, not a curated record